This is a messenger RNA of Ipomoea nil (Japanese morning glory), 807 nucleotides long. RefSeq lists its product as uncharacterized. The transcript has a single exon. The record is from RefSeq and is a predicted model, not a curated record. Lineage: Eukaryota; Viridiplantae; Streptophyta; Magnoliopsida; Solanales; Convolvulaceae. The coding region runs from base 1 to 807 and encodes 268 amino acids. Gene Ontology annotation, molecular function: nucleic acid binding; RNA-DNA hybrid ribonuclease activity.
AUGUGCAGGAAGGAGGAGGAGGAGUCAGCUUUACAUAUCUUUGCGACUUGUCCAGAAGCUAUGCGAGCUUACCAUGCGGUUGGCUUACCUAUUACAUAUGUGCCGGGUAAUGUAGUGCAUGAGUGGUUCUUUGGCUGUCUUUCUAUGUUACGUGCUGAUUUGAUUCCCAAAUUUAUAAUGGUAUGCUGGGGGAUUUGGUGUAGUAGGAACGCCUGUGUUUGGAGAGGGGCUGCUUUUGAUUUAAUGCUUAUGGUGCAUCAUGCUCUACUUUUCUUGGAUGACUGGUUGGCAGGUAAUGAGAGUACCAUCUUACCUGCUGUACCACCAUGCCAGGUUGAACGCUGGAACAAGCCGCAAGCUGGGCAGUUAAAAUUGAAUACAGACGCCGCUAUAAAUCAUACAAGUAACACCAUGGGCUAUGGCUGGGUUGUUAGGGAUGAUAAUCGUUUAUUCCUAGCAGCGAAGAGUAUGUCCGUGCCCGGGAUUUACGAUGCGAAAGUGGCCGAAGCUAUGAGUAUGCGGGAGGCGUUGAGUUGGUUCAAAAAUACAGGGAUGGGAGGGGUGGAUGUGGAAACAGAUUUGCAGCUCCUGUUUAAUGCUCUUUCUGGUUCUUCCUUUGACUCUGCUUUCGGUUUGAUUGUAGGAGAUUUAAAAGAAUUGGCAUCAUCUUUGUUGGAUGUUAAUUUUAGUUUUGUCAAACGAUCUGUGAAUCGUGCAGCCCACAUUGUUGCUAGGGAGGCCGUUUCUGAGUCAGGUUGCGGGGAGUGGCUAGAUGUUCCAUUGACUCUCUUCAGUAAAGCUCCUUAA